GAGUCUCUCAAAAUGGAAAUUUCCAGGAAAGGAUGAAUGGCUUUGAACACGGGAUUGUCUGUCAACCUACACUCACCCGAUUACAUAUCCUCGCCAAUCAGAAGCCGCCACCACCACAGCAGCGCGACAUGCUCUAAAAUCCGCUAAUCAGCUUAGUUAACUGCAAUUUUCAACCGUGGUUAGUUGCAGAGUCAGUGUAUACUCCUCAGCGUUAUAAAUAUCCUGUUCGGACGACUACUUUCGUGUUUGAUUACUGAGUUAGAUAAACGAAGGAGCCGCUCCGUCGCUCCUCCGAUCGUCUUCAAGAUUGUUGAUUGAAGGCGACGGGGUUAUUUAAGUUUGACAGACAGGCCUUCCUUUUUCUACUGGAACAAAGAAGGAUUUUGGUCAGGAUUGGUUUACCUUCACUUGAAUUGGAUGAUCAUGAGUCCUCCAGAACCUUCCUGUCCUGCUUUUAUUGGUUUUGACUCUACAGAUGAACAAAUCUUUAUGGCUCUUGGAAGAAUGGGGACUGGAUCUCCUCUCCCUGAUAAUGUGAUUGAUGUUGUAGAUCCUUAUGUGUUCAUACCUGAUGAUAUGCCAGAUGGCAUCUGGUAUCUGUUUAAGUCAAAGGAGAAUAUAGGUACAGAAUGUGGAUAUUGGAAGAACAAUGGGGAGGCCUGUGAGGUAUACUCAAACUCUAACAUCAUUGGUUGGAGAGCUACUUUACAAUACUAUGUUGGUCAAGCUCCUCAUGAAAGUAAAACUGCUUGGCUCAUGCAAGUGUUUAGCAUAACUCAGAAGAUACCAUGUGAGAACAGCAUGGAGAAGGAAGCCAGCAUGCUCUGCAGAGUCUUUCGUGGUGGUGAGCAGAGCUCUGACCAGAAUAUGCAACAGAAAACGUCUGUUACUGAUAAUACUACUACACAACACAAUAACUCAAUAGAACAGCUUAUUCUAAGAGGUGAUGGUGUUACAAGAGUACAUUCAACUAGUGAGGCCAAGGUGAACAAGGAUUAUGAGACAGUUCCAUUUGCUGUUAGAGAGAGAGUUAUUGAUCAUCGUGUAGAAAACGCACCUGAAGCUGAUUAUAUUUCAAGCGAGGAUGACUACCUUGAAUUGCUGGAUCUCGAUGAUCCUGCAUCACCUUCAAGUUCAGAAAAUUCUAGUUGUGUGACCAUGUCUUCAGAUGAAUGUUUUGAUUCUUUGGCUCUGUUGCAAGAACUUGAGCCUGAAACUGACCAAGUUUUGGAGCAGAGGAAUGCAGAUUACAGGUUUAACUUAUCUGUUUCUCACAAACCUACCAAAACAGUUAUGCUUCCAGCUACUUCAGGCCAGUUGGCUGCAUUAGCUGCUUAUUUUAAUUGCAGGAACCGUGGACAGUGAGCUUCUUUUUUUUCUUUUCUCUUUUAUGUACAAGACUUAGCUAUUAAAUGCCUACGGAAUUGUCUAUUAGCGGAGAGGGAUCUUGAUUCUUGGAUACUCAUGCAUGAAUUUACUAGCACAGGCUGAAUUUCUAAUCUGAUGGUGUGACAACCACUAUCAUUUCUGUCUCGGAAACUACUUUCUGUAAGCCUUGCAGUUUAGUUACACUGCAUAUAUUUGAAUAUCUGUUAGGCCUAAUGGUUUGCAUGUCUUUCACAAGGUCAUUAGAAUCUAUCAGAUGAUUAAAACCUUCCCUUGGUAAUGAAUUUUCCAUGUCUGUUUUAAAUUACAAGAUGCUCUUUCAUCCAUUUCAUUAUCAGUAUUUCAUCCAUUUCAAUCUGAUUUUCUUGGCAGGCUCUCUACAGAAUGUUCGAAGCAACUCACCAGCCAGGGAGAAUAGAGAUCCCGUCAAUAAGGCCCUGAAUCCUGUUAGAAAUCAGAAAAGAGACAGGCAGGGUGAAGCUUCAUCAUCCUCUGCCUCUUACAAUAACUGCACACCUUCUACCAGCCAGGGGCAGAAGAAAAGUGGCCACAUGGGCAGAAUUAAAAGGUUUAAUAAGUACUUCUGCUUUAUGCCAUUCUAGACAGUGAUAUUCACACGUACAGCUUUUGUGUGCAAGGUAAAUUAAUGAUAGUCAUUAGAUUUAUACUCUUCUUACCAAGAAACCUAGAAGGAGGAGAAAACGAUUGCUUGUAAGAUCAGAGUAUAUUUUUAUAAUUUGCUUCUAAAUGGAUUUUGGUUUUUUAGCAUUCAAUUGUCCAUGUU
Molecule: messenger RNA, 2170 nt
Organism: Rubroshorea leprosula
Lineage: Eukaryota; Viridiplantae; Streptophyta; Magnoliopsida; Malvales; Dipterocarpaceae
Source: the annotation of a GenBank genome assembly